AGAUGAAUUGCCGUCACCGCCUAUUCUUGGCCAUACCACGUCCCGCAUGCAGCACCAACAAGGGGGGAAAGGCCAACGAAGAGGGAAGAAAAAUAAGAAAUCGGCGAAUCCUUGAUGUGCCCCCGCCGGUUCGACGCCAAUUCUCCCGGUGUUCGACUCCCAUUCCUCAGCCCUGCUCGUUUUUGCCAGCCAAUUCGAUCAGGGCAGCGCGCCGGACCAGAGUUCUUGAUUUAAUCCUCGGCUGUGUGGUGGAUGGCGGGGCACCUCGUUCUUCUUCUCUUCCACGAGUUUAGGAGGUAGGGGAGCGGGAGGAGGGAGAUAGAUGGAGAGAGACGGGAUGGAGGGCAACAAUCUUCUGCAUUUUCUUGAUACCCCAAGCGCGCAUUACAGACUGAAUUGCGACGGAUUUGAAGCCGAAAAUGAUGCAGAUGAUCGUUCUGAUGCAUCAGAUCCAGCUAAUGCGAGGGAAUUGUUGGAGUGUUUGUUGAACCAACCAGCAAACAAAUUCUGUGCUGACUGUGGCAUUCCUGAUCCAAAAUGGGCGGCCUUGCCUUUUGGGGCGUUCAUUUGCAUUAAGUGCUCUGGAACUCAUAGAAGUCUUGGAGUGCACAUAUCAAAGGUGAUUUCAGUGAACCUGGAUGAGUGGACAGAUGAAGAAGUCCACUGUUUAGCUGAAUCAGGAGGAAAUUCUGUUGUUAACACAAGAUAUGAGGCUUUUUUACCCGAAAAUAAGAAAAUAAAACAAGAUUGCUCAACUGAAGAGCGUAAUGAUUUCAUUAGGAAAAAAUACCAGUUCCAACAGUUUGUGUGUGAUCCACAAUUUUCAUGCCCUUUACCACUUAAUAAAAAGCAAGCACAAGAUAAACACCAGCAGCACAAUAGCAACAAACAUGGUUUUGGUCAUGCUUUCAGGAAUAGCUGGAGGAAAAAGGAUUCAGAUAGCAAAGGACUAAAGAAAAUGUCGGAUGUGGGAAUGGUAGAAUUUGUUGGAUUAAUCAAGGUCAAUAUCGUAAAAGGCACAGAUUUAGCUGUUCGUGAUGUGAUGUCAAGCGAUCCAUAUGUCAUGAUUAAUCUAGGGCACCAGUCCAUGAAAACUAAGGUGAUAAAGAACACCCUGAAUCCUAUCUGGAACGAAAGACUAAUGCUUUCGAUCCCUGACCCAAUUCCGCCACUUAAACUGCAAGUAUUUGACAAGGACACAUUCAGCUCCGAUGACCGGAUGGGGGAGGCCGACGUGGACAUCCGGCCACUGAUUGCAGCAACGAAGGAGCAUGAGAACUCAACCAUCACCGAAUUGACGGAGCUUUACAGAUGGUCGGCCAGUGAAGACAGCAACGGUGUGCUUGCCAAGGACAGCGUGAUCUCCAUUGCCAAUGGCAAGGUGAAGCAGGACAUCACUCUGAAGCUCCAGAACGUCGAGCGCGGUGAGCUCGAGAUCGAGAUCGAGUGUGUGCCACUCAGCCAGUAGCAGCUUCAUAAUGCGACGGACACUGUCGUCUGGCAAUGCUCGGAGAGACCUUCACUUGUGUGUUUGCUCCGUGCCUCUAUUGUAGUGUACAUGUGUGAAAUAUGUUGUAUGGUAGAUAG
Molecule: messenger RNA, 1587 nt
Organism: Panicum virgatum (switchgrass)
Lineage: Eukaryota; Viridiplantae; Streptophyta; Magnoliopsida; Poales; Poaceae
Product: probable ADP-ribosylation factor GTPase-activating protein AGD11
Exons: 9
Coding region: 323-1468 (381 amino acids)
Molecular function (GO): GTPase activator activity; phospholipid binding
Source: RefSeq, a predicted model, not a curated record